Hydractinia symbiolongicarpus is the source of this 2269-nucleotide messenger RNA. RefSeq names its product tetratricopeptide repeat protein 24-like. The transcript is spliced from 3 exons. NCBI's taxonomy places the organism in Eukaryota, Metazoa, Cnidaria, Hydrozoa, Anthoathecata, Hydractiniidae. Bases 99 to 1763 code for a protein of 554 amino acids. The record is from RefSeq and is a predicted model, not a curated record. Gene Ontology annotation, molecular function: protein binding.
CUCAAAAUUAUUUUUUAGCAUGCUAAAAAAUAUAUAUAAUUAUAGCAUUAAAUUUUGAACACAACUUUCAUUAUCCAGUAAUGCAAGAAUUUGUGUAAAUGGAGGAACCUCUGGAUGAUCUCAAAAAGCAAAUCACUACCCUAACAGAAAUUGGCCAUAAAACAUUGGCGAAUGGUUCCCCAGAUGAAGCAAGCGAAAUAUUUCGACAUGUUUGUAAUUUAGCUGAGCAAACAAAAGAUGACUUUAUGAGACGAGGUUGUUAUUUCAAUCUUGGGGCAUGUUAUGUAGCUUGCCAGCAAUCAAAGUUGGGACUAAAAUACCUUGAACAGGCCAUUCCACCUGACGGUGUGGAUGAUGGAAUAGAGAAUUAUGCGGACCUGUGGUAUAACAUUGGUAUUGCUAAUCAUGCUCUUGGAAAUAUAGACAAAGCUGUUGUUGGAUACGAAAAAGCACAGAUCUCCUACCAUGAGCUGUCUGCAAAACGUUUGGAAGGAGGAUGUCUGUGUAAACUGGCAGUGUGUUAUCAUUUAAAAUAUCGCUUGAAAGACACAUACGACAUGUACGUUAAAUCUCAGGAAAUAUACAAUGAACUUGGUGAUAAAAACAGCCAGGCCUUAAGUUUAGUGAGUGCAACAGGCGUGUUGUCUGAGAUUGGUGACAUUGACGGUUGUGCCAAAUUGUUGGAUCAACUCUUAGAUGUGUGUCAAGAAAUCGAGGACAAGCAUUUACAAGCAAAGAUCUACCAUGAUAUUGGCUUAUUAUAUAUUUCUGAAAAACUUUACGAGUCAGCAGCAGAGUGUUUCGAGCAAGCCUUAAAAUGUUUGGAACAAGCUCUCGUCAUAGACAAAUCCCUAAAAGCUACGAUUAUGCAAAAUAUCGGUGCCACUUGUAAUUACUUGAUGCUUUAUGAUCGCGCCAUCACCUUUCAUCAAUUUGCGGCUGAUCUCUACGGUGAGGUUGGUGACAGGAAAGCUCAAACACAAGUGUUUUGCAAUUUAGCCUUCGCACAAACGAAAAAAGAAAGUUACAAUGAAGCUAUCGCUUCAUUUCAACAUGCCGUGCAAGCAGCAAAAGAUUGCGGAGACAAAGAGUCGCAGUGUCUAGCUACGGAAGGAUUAGCUGCGAUUUAUUUUCGCCAGAAAAACUACGAGAGAGCGAUUUCGUUUUACAAGGAUUCCUUAAGUUUAUUGUCGUUGUCAAAAGAAAAAGACUCAAAACAUGCUGAUCGAAUCGUCGAUAAACUUGCCGAUGCACUACAAUCAAGUUUACGUGAUGAAGUGGAAAGCAGAGAGCGGCGAUUUGAUUCACCUGUCAAACACAAGGUUGUAAUAAAACAGAGUCGUCCAAGAAUUUCUCGAGAACACACACAGUAUUCUUUGAUUGCGAAAGGUUUAGAAGAAAUUAGUUCCGUAGAAGACUCUUCCGAACAGGAUAGCAACGAAAGUUUAGACGAAACGGAGAGUAACCAAGACGAGGAGAGCACGUAUAUAAUCCAGAACGACGAGAAACAAAAUAGAUAUAUUAACGAAGAGUACUUGGAAGAAAAUAUACAUCAACAGAAUGGAGUCCAUUUUAGUACGAAAAGUGCUCUUAAUCGUUAUACCCACGAACAACCAAAGGACUACGAAGACGACGACGUUCCACGGGCUGAUAAAGAAUAUUAUUUAGCAGUAGUCGCGCAAAAGCAGGCUGAAAGACAAAAAGAAGCCUCUGCUAAAGUUGAUCAUCCAAAGGAGCCGUCAAAAAUGUGCUGUGUAAUGUAAAAAACCCUAUUCAUUUUUGGAAUAAAGAACCACAUUGUGGAAGGUGAUAAACGGGCUGUUGGGAGGUUAGGGUUGUUAUAUUUUUCAAGCCCCUUUACAUCAAUUAAUAUACUAAACAUAUACAAUAUCCAUAGUUGAAUAUACGGAGUGUGUGAAUGAGUAUGUCAUUCUUUAAAAGCAUAUACACGCGUUUUCUGGAUGUGAUGGUGGUCACACGAUCUUUUUACGGAGAUGCCACCUGUUUAGAGAAAUCAGGGAAUUUGAAAUUCGAUCAGGGAGAAUGAGUGGGCGAAGAAGGAUUUAAUAAUGGAGUUUUUGUAUUUUUUACUUUUUAAUUUCGAUGUUUUAUGCAUUAUAGCUAUAUUUUUCUGCUUUAGUUAGUAAAUAAUUUUGAAUGUCAAUACGGCAAGCAAAAUUUAACACACAUAUAUACAGCUUUUCUGGGUUUUCAUGCGAAAUUUUUAUUCAAAUUUUAAUCAUGGCAAAAUUAACAAAAAUCAACAAAA